Molecule: messenger RNA, 888 nt
Organism: Betta splendens (Siamese fighting fish)
Lineage: Eukaryota; Metazoa; Chordata; Actinopteri; Anabantiformes; Osphronemidae
Product: nucleoside diphosphate kinase A2-like
Exons: 5
Coding region: 135-593 (152 amino acids)
Biological process (GO): GTP biosynthetic process; UTP biosynthetic process; CTP biosynthetic process
Molecular function (GO): nucleoside diphosphate kinase activity
Source: RefSeq, a predicted model, not a curated record
CUCUUUUUGGCUUAUGAGACUUUCCGUCCAACAGGCUCCGCCUUUGCCUAUAUAAGGCGGUCGCGCAGCCUCUGUAGCUCUUCUCCCACGUUCACCGGAGCUGCUGCUUGUCUGGAGUCCAACUGUCAAGAGUCAUGGCUGAUCUGAAGGAGCGCACCUUUAUUGCCAUCAAGCCCGACGGUGUGCAGAGGGGCAUCAUUGGCGAGGUCAUCAAGAGGUUUGAGGCCAAAGGCUUCAAGCUGGUGGGCAUGAAAAUGCUGAGUGCCAGUCAGGACCUCCUUCAGCAGCACUACAUCGACUUAAAAGCAAGACCAUUCUUUCCUACCUUAAUCGCCUACAUGAGCUCCGGUCCAGUGGUUGCCAUGGUGUGGGAAGGUAAAGGUGUGGUAAAGACUGGCAGAGUGAUGCUGGGUGAGACUAAUCCUGCUGACUCCAAGCCUGGAACCAUCAGAGGAGACUUCUGCAUCGACGUUGGAAAGAACAUCAUCCAUGGCAGCGACUCAGUAGAGAGUGCCAACAAGGAGAUUGCCCUGUGGUUUAAACCAGAUGAGCUGGUCUGCUACACCAGCUGUGCCUAUGACUGGCUCUACUGAGCUGGCCUGGCUCCUGCAGUGCUCCUACACUGGCUGGACACCACUUAACUCUUGCCUAUGAUUUCAUGUAGCCUAGUGGGGACCAGAACCUGAUGGGUCUUCAGAUCAGUUUUCCUCACAUCCUCCUGUCAUCAUACUGUACGUACCUACCUGGGAUCUGGCCUCAAUGGAGGCCCACAUCUGGUUCACUGUCAUUUCUGCAUUCCUUUGGGACACUUUACAUUCCUGUAAUGUCCAGUGACUUUACUGUCAGUUUUGUCAAGUGAUCUGCUUUCCAAUAAAAUUCAUAACCGAA